AUGCCCAGGCCUUCACGUGAAUCGUACGGCGACCAAAAGCCCCCAUAUUCAUAUAUUUCGCUUACAGCCAUGGCCAUUUGGAGUUCACCGGAAAAGAUGCUCCCACUAAGCGACAUCUAUAAAUUCAUAACAGACCGUUUCCCCUAUUAUCGCAAGAACACGCAACGCUGGCAAAACUCACUGCGUCACAAUCUUAGCUUUAAUGACUGUUUCAUAAAAGUUCCAAGACGUCCAGAUCGCCCCGGCAAAGGCGCUUACUGGACACUGCAUCCUCAUGCAUUUGAUAUGUUUGAAAAUGGCAGUUUAUUACGUCGAAGAAAACGUUUCAAAUUACAUAAAAAUGACAAAGAUCAGCUAAAUGAAGAGCUAGCAGCACUUGCCAAUCUAAAUCGCUUCUUUUUUACCGCGAAUACCACGCACGGUAUGCCCCCAAUGCCACCAAUGGAUAUGUCAACUGCAACACUGAUGGGUGAUCCCACAUUGUAUAUGGCAAGAAUGCCGCCGGCUGCACCUUCACACUCUCCGCCUGCUUUUUCACAUCAGCAUAGAAACACAAUUUCCCCUUCAACAUUGGCAAUGCACACUGCAUUAGCGACAUCGGCCUCAAUGGCAUGUGUUACUAAUACAUCUGUUCUCUCACCACACACAACUGCUUUAGAUGCCGCUAUGAUCAGCAGUUACCGACCGAAACGUUCGUUUACAAUAGAAAGUCUUAUCACACCCGAUAAGCCCGAUUCGAUAUCAGGUGAAAGUCUAAAUGGUGACGAUCGUACAGAUAUUGACGUGGUCGACAGUAGCAGUGUAAAUGCAGAUGAGGCACCAUAUCGUCUAUUAGAUACUCCUGAAAAACAUUGUCGUUCACCUAUAACCGGCAUCAAUUCUAGCACUGAAGAUCAACGACAAAGACCGCUGCCACCACUGCAUACCAUCACAGCAGCAGCAAAUCUACCCUUCCUGCAUUAUACAACUGGCGUUAAUGUCAAUAAUACGAACUUGAUGUCAAGUCCAAAUGGACCUGCUCCACCUCCGACUUAUGAAUUGCCUGUUCAUCCGUUACUUAUGAUGACAGCACCAAUGGGUAAUCUGCAUCCAUCAUACUAUUCAAAUUUAAGCAUGUCUACGGCUGGUUCUCAUCAUCCCGCCGAUGUACAACACAGACUACGUACAGUGUAG
Teleopsis dalmanni is the source of this 1173-nucleotide messenger RNA. RefSeq names its product fork head domain-containing protein FD4-like. Gene Ontology annotation, molecular function: DNA-binding transcription factor activity, RNA polymerase II-specific; RNA polymerase II cis-regulatory region sequence-specific DNA binding. The record is from RefSeq and is a predicted model, not a curated record. The coding region runs from base 1 to 1173 and encodes 390 amino acids. NCBI's taxonomy places the organism in Eukaryota, Metazoa, Arthropoda, Insecta, Diptera, Diopsidae. Gene Ontology annotation, biological process: cell differentiation; regulation of transcription by RNA polymerase II; anatomical structure morphogenesis. The transcript has a single exon.